Molecule: messenger RNA, 369 nt
Organism: Phytophthora nicotianae INRA-310
Lineage: Eukaryota; Oomycota; Peronosporomycetes; Peronosporales; Peronosporaceae
Exons: 1
Coding region: 1-369 (122 amino acids)
Source: RefSeq, a predicted model, not a curated record
AUGGUCGCUGCGCAUCACGACGCUCAAGUGCAUUGUGGUGAAGCGGUGAUGGCCGGUUUGAUGAGUGAACGGCCCUACAAUAUCGGGCUGCCUGAGAGAGUAUCGCAGCUCAUACGAAGGUGUCUAUAUCGCAAGUACGUGAAAAUCCCACGCCAGAUUCAGUGUCCUGAUGGCUCGUCAGUUUUGGAUACCCAACGCAAUGAAGAGGUGCACUGGGACUUCAUAUACCUUGGAGAUGGCUACGGCCAUGCGAUCUACGCAUUGGCUUUAAAGGAAUCUCAAAGUCACUUUUGCGUAUUUGUUAUAUCCUCAAGUCCAAAGUGGAUCUCGGCCGCUGAAAUGCUGACGGACUGGUACAAACAGUACUGA